This is a messenger RNA of Arabis nemorensis, 240 nucleotides long. The record is from the annotation of a GenBank genome assembly. NCBI's taxonomy places the organism in Eukaryota, Viridiplantae, Streptophyta, Magnoliopsida, Brassicales, Brassicaceae.
AUGGAAGGAACACGUCAUUCUAGUUUGAUGUUUGGUCACAUGCAGAAGGGAAUAUUACAUGAAUUCACUGGUCCUAAGAGGUUUAUUGAUUUGGGGAUUCUAAAAGAGGCCAUGGUGGCUUCGGUUUUGAAUACUCAUCGUGUUCGAAAUCAUAGGAGAGAGGUGCUGAAUGAGAUCGAGGAGGAUAUUAAAAACUCAGUGGGUUGGAUUUGUCCGGGAGAGGAUAAAAUCUUAUUAUAG